AUGCUGCAGCGAUGCAACCCCCACCUUCCCACCUCGGACUGGCGAGGGGUGAAGGUCGACGAAAUGGAAGGGCCAACAAACCAGGCCAUCCUCAUCCUAAACAAGGAGUCCCUAGCUCCCAUUAAGGCCGCUCACGGGGAGCUAAACUUCGGGUUUAACUCAGUGACCAUAAAGGUCUAUAAAUCAGACUCCGCCAAGGAGGAUCAGGAAGGCGGUGAAGGAGUGAUCGCGGAGAUUACCUAUGAGAUCGAGGCAUCGGAAGCCAAGGACGGCUACUUGACCGAUGCUUCAGUCCUCAGCAGCCUUGCAAAUAUGGGUCCAAUGACGGACCUAGACACAUCGGACGAGGAGAGAGCCGACACUACCGUGGUGGAGAUGCCCACAGAAGAUGUCCGUGAGGCUUGAGCAAAUAAACCUCCACCACAGUAAGGCAGCUUCUGCUGCUCUUCAGCUCCAUCUGGCCGAGGAUGGAGUCGACAUAGUCCUGAUCCACGAACCUUGGUUGGUGGGAGGAAAGGUUUCAGGAUUAGGGACUAAGGAAUAUAAGUUUCUAACAGCUCCCAGCGAAGCGAUGCAGAUAACGCGGCAGUCACCGUGGAGAGUCAGCUAUCUCCGUUCCGAGUGCUGUCAUCGUACAAAAUCGUACGAAAGGCAAAAACCGCCGGAUGAGCUGGUAAGAUGACUGGUAGAAGACAGCGAAAAGCAAAACAGGCUGUGAUGCAAACGCCCACCACACACAAUACACAAGUACAAACACAAACGACCGCGGUGAGUAUCUUUUCAACAUUAUCUUUUGUUCAAAUUUCUUCAUAUGCAAUAAAGGUAAUGACCCAACCUUUAUCAUUAAGAACCGAAAAGAGGUAAUAGACCUAACUCUCGUCUCUAAACCACUAUUAGAGAAAGUAACUCACUGGAGGGUGCUAGAUUAGCCCUCUUUCUCGGACCACAGGUAUAUAGAAACGACCCUCACAACCAACCCCUCGAAACCAGCAGUUUUCUCAAUCCCAAGGAAAUCAGACUGGCUAAAAUACAAAAAUAUUUGAAGGGAAAAAAUCCCAAUAGAUCCCCCUCCAUACCCUCAAACAAUUUCUAGUCUAAACGAACUAGUUUCAAUUUUCACAGAAGCCGGCAACUUUGCACUAAACAAGGCCUGCCCCAAAAGCAAGCCCAAAAGAAAAGGAAAACCUCCCUGGUGGUCAGCAGAACUAUCUCCCCUCCGAAUGGACUGCAGAACCCUUUCCCCAAGGCAGGAAAUGAUGAGGCCCUGUGGACCGCCUCCAAGAAAACCCUUGCAAACUCCAAAAAAGCCAUCAGGAAAGCAAAGCGAUCCUCGCGGCAUUCCUUCUGCUCAGAAAUUUAAAAUACAACUGAA
This is a messenger RNA of Drosophila yakuba, 1372 nucleotides long. RefSeq lists its product as uncharacterized. The coding region runs from base 1 to 405 and encodes 134 amino acids. The record is from RefSeq and is a predicted model, not a curated record. NCBI's taxonomy places the organism in Eukaryota, Metazoa, Arthropoda, Insecta, Diptera, Drosophilidae. The transcript is spliced from 2 exons.